Messenger RNA from Gongylonema pulchrum, 456 nucleotides. Lineage: Eukaryota; Metazoa; Nematoda; Chromadorea; Rhabditida; Gongylonematidae. The record is from the annotation of a GenBank genome assembly.
AUUAAAAUAGUGCUCAACAAAGCGGAUCAAGUUGGAGCGGCUGAACUGAUUCGAGUACGAGGCGCCUUAAUGUGGAGUUUGAGUCGAAUUCUGGAAUCGCCCGAAGUUCCAAAAGUGUUCAUCGGAUCCUUUUGCGUUGCUGCCGAUAAAGACAUUAAGGGUGAAAUUCAUGAGAUUUUCACGGAAGAAUAUGUCGACUUCUUUGAUGAACUGAAACUGCUUCCAUCAGCAACGAACGUGCGGAAAUUGAAUGAUGUGAUCAAACGAGCCAGAAAACUGAAAACCCAUGCAAUGAUUAUGGAGAGUCUUCUUAGACAGAUGUGGUGGAAAUCGAGGGGUGAACUGAAACGAGUUGUAAAUGCGCCUAACUUAACAAGGAUGUGGGAGGAAUAUAAAUACCGGCUGCGCAUUGCGGAUAGCGAUUUACCCGAUAUACAGUGGGCUGUAUUUUGGUAA